Messenger RNA from Serendipita indica DSM 11827, 825 nucleotides. The record is from the annotation of a GenBank genome assembly. NCBI's taxonomy places the organism in Eukaryota, Fungi, Basidiomycota, Agaricomycetes, Sebacinales, Serendipitaceae.
AUGACCAUCUGUGCGAACUGCGUUUCUGGUCACGUUCUCCCUGGGGACCCCACCGGGUCCACAGACCCGGCCAGUGGCUGCUAUCUAGCCCUGCGUAACCCGGCUAUCGCGGGUCGAGCAGAUGCAAAUAAAACUGCUAUCGUACUACUGACGGACAUUAUCGGACUUCGACUCAAGAACGCAAAGCUCCUAGCAGACCGGUUUGCACAGAGUUAUUUGAUGGCCUAUCCACGACUCAUACCACCUCCAGGUCACCCACCUGUCCGUCUCAUCGACGACGAGGCAAACCUCCGUAAAUUCAUUCCCGACGAGCCUGGGGCAAAGUUCUCGCUAUGGAACCGGUUUCAGUUUCUCUUCCUUAUCCUCAGAUGCGCACCUGGACUGUGGAAAACGAGGCCCUCUAUUGGGAGAGAGCGUGUACAGGCUUUCAUUCGUGACCUAAAGGAGAACAAGGGGUAUGAGAAGAUUGGUGUCAUCGGGUACUGCUAUGGCGGUGGAAUCGCCAUCAAACUUGCUAUGCAAAAAGGCAUGGUUGACGCCGUCGUCUCAUGUCACCCAGGGCCAGUAUGGCUGGAUGACUUUCCUCGAGUCGUUGUUCCAUUUGCCUUGUUCUGUCCAGAGGAGGACGAAUGGCUAUCGCCGGCCAAGAGAGAUCGAGCAGAGGCCGCGUUAAAGGUGCUCAAGAAUGUCCCAACAAAGGUCCAAACCUUUUCAGGAACUGUCCACGGAUUCUGCUGCCGUCCAGCCCUGGGGAUUCCCAAAGUCCAGACAGCAUUUGAGGGUGCAUUCGAAGAGGGCGUGGCUUGGUUCCAAACGCAUCUGUGA